CUUGCCGAUGAGAGCAUUGCACGCAUCUGCGUCCAAGUGCGGGCAUCGGUAAUAGAGGCACCGGCAGUGCAGCAUUGACUUGCCCAGCGUCUGUCGGCGAGCCGUGGCAACAGGAUAGCCAACAAAAGCAUGGCUGCCAGCAGCAUCGCACUCCUGCUGCUCUCCACGACCGCUGCAGCCGCCUACACGCCGAGGCGACGCGUCCAGCCGCCGAAAGCGCUGCUGCGGACCGUCCGGGGCGGCAGCAGUGCCCAGGACACUGCGUCGGCACCGCCGCCCGCGGCCGUCCACCCGACGUGGGCGCCGCUGGCGCCGCUCGCGAUCGGCGCGGCGACGGCGGGCCUCGGCGCCGCGUACGCCGCGGCGCUCCGGGCGUCGCUGCGCGUGGUCUGGCGCGGCCUGCCCGCUCAGCGCUGGCUCGUGCCGGCCAUCACGACGGCCGGUGGCGUCGCCGUCGGCGGCGUCGCCAUCGCGGGCGGUGGAUUUUUCGGCGUUGGUAACUACGUCGCGGCGGCGCGCGGCGCGGCGCCCUGGCCCCGCGCGCGCGCCGCCGUCGGCCCGCUGCUCGCGGCGUCGCUGCUGACGACCGCGGCGGGCCUCAGCGUCGGGCCCGAGGCGCCCAUGGUCGCCGCGGGCGCCGUCUGCGGCGCGGCGCUCGCGCGGCGCUACCGGCUCGACGAGCGCGAGGCCGCGUUCGCCGGCGCGGCCGGCGCGCUGACGGCGUUUCUCGGGUUUCCGAUCGCGGGCGCCGUCUUCGUCCACGAGCUCGCGACGCCGGGCGCCGACAUGGCCGCAGGCCUGGCGCCGACGGCGCUGGCGACCAUCGGCGCGGCCCUCGCCGGCUGGCUCCUCAAGGGCGGCACCAUUGGGGGCCAUUUCCGCUGGGGCGCCGUCCAGCCGCUCAGCGCGCGCGCAUAUGUCCUCGCGUGCGGCGUGGGUGUAGUCGGCGCGCUCGUCGGCGGCGCCUUCGUCGCGGCCUGCGACGCGGUCCGCGCGCGCUCGGUGCCGCCGUCGCGGCGGCGCGAGGUCUUGGUCCGCGCCGGGGCGGGGCUCGGCGCGGGCCUCCUCGCGCUGCGGUAUCCGCAGUCCCUGUUCUGGGGCGAGCAGUCGCUCCAGACGGCCAUCAACGGCGUCUCGGCGCCGGAGGCGCUGCUCUACCCGGUCGCGCUCCAGGGCCCGCGGGCGGCUGCACCCUUCGGCCUGGGGCUCGGCGCCGCGAAGCUCGCUGCGAUCGCCCUGGCCGCCGGCGCCGGCUGCCCCGGCGGCGUGAUCUUUCCGCUCUUCUUCGCCGCGGGUGCCCUCGCCCACGGCGCGAUCGCCGCCGUGCAUCUGCCGGCGGCGACCGUCGCGCUGCUGAUGGCCGCGGUCCAGGCAUCGGUCACGCGGACGCCGCUGUCGACGGCGCUCAUGCUGGCCUUCUCCGGAAACCUCGGCGCAACGCUCACGCCGCUCUGCGCCGUCAGCGCCUAUUCCGCGGUCGCCACGGCGCGCGCGUUGGCGCUACCGACGCUUCUAUGCUAUCCAUCCUAA
Molecule: messenger RNA, 1530 nt
Organism: Pelagomonas calceolata
Lineage: Eukaryota; Pelagophyceae; Pelagomonadales; Pelagomonadaceae
Source: the annotation of a GenBank genome assembly